AGUUAUUUGGAAGUCUUGAGUUGAGGGGAAAAAAGGAAGGGAGAGAGAAGAUGAAGUGUUUUGAUGGCCGCCUUAUCACUUACAAAAAUGGAAAAAUAUUUUAGUUCUCUAAAUACACGUGCCGUCAUCAUGGGAACUGAAAAUAUGGAUAGCAUGUUGGAGAUCUCAGCAGAGGCUAUCCAGUCUAAAAACUUUGAGCUUUCUAAGGGCAUAUAUGAAUACCAGAUAUUACGCUUCAGUGACCCGGUUAUUCAGCAAGAGUUACUGGUCAAACGAGCUGAUGCACUGGCUUUUGAUGGUAAGUUGAGUGAAGCAUUUGAAACAUACCAGAAAGCCUCGGAAUUCUACCGUCUUCGACCUGUCCAACUGGAGAAUCUUAUUCAGUGUCUCUCCGGACGUUUACGGAGGAUAGAGCGGCUUGACAGCCAAAACAACCAUUAUGUGGUGGCUGUAACUGAACGGAGCGGAUAUGAUACGUUUGCUUGUGGGAUAUGUUUUGGAUUCCUCUAUGAACCUGUUACAUUGCUUUGUGGACAUUGUUUUUGUAAAAAGUGCCUGGAGAGCGAGAGAAAGACUGUUUGCUGUAAAGGCUGCAAAGACCAUUCAAAAGUCACAGAACCGCACAAUUACAGAGUUAAUGUCGUUCUUAGCAACCUGUUAGCAAAGUGGUUUCCAUCUCAACUGAACGCAGUCAAGCUGAGACGAGAAGGGAAUGGACUAUAUGCAGAGAAGAGACUGGAAGAUGCCUUAGGAAAAUAUAAUGAAGCAAUACAUAUAGCUCCGAAGGACCAUGUGCUGUACGCCAACCGUUCUCAGAUCAAUUCCAGUCUGAAGAAAUUUGAGGAUGCACUCAGCGAUGCUGAUAUGGCUUGCAAAUUGAAACCACUUUGGGCAAAGGGACAUAUAAGGAAAGCGCAGGUCCUCACUGCAAUGGGGAAACGAAAGGAGGCUUUAACAGAGUACCUGCUGUCCAUCACUUUGGAUCAUGAAAGUGAACUAGCCAAAACCGAGGCUCAAAAGCUGCUAAGCGAUCUCCUUAUCCCAGUCAGGAAUUGUUUGCGAAAGAAAAUCCUUGACUGUACAACCUUGCAGUCUUCAAGGACAAGGCUGCUCUCUUCCAGCCUAAUCCCUCAUGGUCCCAUAAUGUUACAAAGAUCAUACAAGGACUAUAAAAUCUACAUCAACAACAUUGUGGCUCAGAGUGGCAGUUCAAGGGCCUUUUCAAGUACUGAGGAUUGUAGCAAGUACAGAUUUGAUACAGAAGAACCUGCCAGUGUCACUGGGCAAGGCCUCUUAUGCAAGCGCAAACUCAGUGCCGAGGACGAUGGCAAAACAACUACAGGUGAUGGUGCAUACAAGCGCUAUAAACUAGGAGAUGAGCAGAAAAAAGUGGACACAGGACGAUGCCGCAUGAUCACUGACCUGAUUGACCCAGGUGAUCUGGAGUGUUCACUUUGCAUAAGACUCUUCUAUGAGCCAGUGACCACUCCGUGUGGGCAUACAUUCUGUCUGAAGUGUCUAGAGCGAUGUCUGGACCACAAUCCUUCAUGCCCUCUUUGUAAGGAAGACCUUUCAGAAUACUUGGCACAAAGGCAAUACUGUAAGACUAUACUGAUGGAGGACAUCAUAAGCAAGUACUUGCCAGCAGAGCUUACAGACAGACAGAAGGUUUACGAAGAGGAAAUUGCAGAACUAUCCAACUUAAACAAGAACGUGCCUAUAUUUGUUUGCACCAUGGCCUUCCCCACCGUCCCUUGCCCCCUACACAUCUUCGAACCAUGCUAUCGGCUCAUGAUCCGCAGGUGCAUGGAAACGGGUACAAAACAGUUUGGAAUGUGCCUCAGCGACCCUGCUAAAGGGUUUGCUGAUUAUGGCUGCAUGCUCGAGAUUCGAAACGUGGAGCUCUUCGCUGAUGGCUGCUCUGUUGUGGACACCAUUGGGAGAAGGAGAUUCAGAGUAAUCCAGCAUAGCCAGAGAGAUGGCUAUAACACUGCAGACAUUGAGUACUUGGAGGAUAUUAAGGUAGCAGGGGAUGCUGAAACAGAGCUGCGGAUGCUCCAUGAUGUGGUGUAUGACCAGGCACUAGACUGGGUCAACUCCCUCCAGGCCGAGCAGAAGCAGCGGAUAGAAUCCCACUUUGGUCCCAUGCCAGAGAAGGACUUGGAGCCCCAGGGAUCUCCCAAUGGGCCAUCAUGGUGCUGGUGGCUGCUGGCAGUGCUUCCACUUGAAGGCCGAGCUCAGCUAUCCUUUUUGGCACUCACAUCUCUCAAAGACAGGCUGACUGGCAUACGCCGAGUGCUUGUCCUAAUGUCACGCAGUCAUUCUACGUAAUUUCCCCCUGCUUACCAAUAUGGCCUUUCACCCCUUUACUGCUCCCUCUUUACCAUAUUAUAUUAACCCUUCUCUAUAGAUACAAAGAGCUUCUUGACAAAAUUGGGUUUAGUUAAAUGGGAAUAACAGCUGAAGACUUUGCCUGGCUUCCGCAACUUGCUGAUCCUAUGCAUAGGAAUGACGGGUGCAUUACUGGACACAUGCAUUUCUUUCAUUCAUUUUCAUUAUUAUUUUGUAUUUUAUUAUUACUUUUAUUUAUAAAUGUGUGUGAAUUUGGUGCACAGUUUACAAUAAGGGAAAGGGUAUGUUGUGGACCCUUAUACUAAUAUUUACAAAUGUACACAUUCAAUUAAUUAUUUAUUAUAUUGUUGAUACAAAUGCUCAUUUUGACAAGAGAUGAGAAGAUCUGCAAAUUAGCUUAUCUCACAGUAAAGGAAUAAUUGAUUUUAUGCAUAACCAAAUGACUUGUGAAUUUUAUGAAGAACCACCCAGAAAUAAACAGCCAAACAACAUUUUGGCUAUUGAGAUGUACUUGAUAGCAUUCAUAAUAAGGCUUUGCAGAUGUUAAUUCAAUAUUAAAGAUUAUAAAGAUUUACUAUA
Messenger RNA from Electrophorus electricus (electric eel), 2931 nucleotides. RefSeq names its product LON peptidase N-terminal domain and RING finger protein 3-like. The record is from RefSeq and is a predicted model, not a curated record. Gene Ontology annotation, molecular function: ubiquitin protein ligase activity; protein binding. Lineage: Eukaryota; Metazoa; Chordata; Actinopteri; Gymnotiformes; Gymnotidae.